Messenger RNA from Tyto alba (common barn owl), 4126 nucleotides. RefSeq names its product ras homolog family member F, filopodia associated (gene RHOF). NCBI's taxonomy places the organism in Eukaryota, Metazoa, Chordata, Aves, Strigiformes, Tytonidae. Gene Ontology annotation, biological process: cell migration; small GTPase-mediated signal transduction. The coding region runs from base 456 to 1112 and encodes 218 amino acids. The record is from RefSeq and is a predicted model, not a curated record. Gene Ontology annotation, molecular function: GTPase activity; GTP binding. The transcript has 5 exons.
AAGAAGGGGCGGUGACACACUGGUGCCACAGCUGCUGGACGGGGACGAGCACCCAAGCAUAGAUGACAUGGCGGGGUGAUGCCCAGCGGACAGGGCCCAAGGGCCGCAGCCUGAGGAGCGGGGUGUGUGUGUGUGUGUGCAGCCCCUCUGGGGUUUGGGGAAAGCCAGACGAGGUUGCUGAGGGAGAGGGGGGGGUGCCCACCUCAGCGCCACGGCCCCGUGGGUGCCCCCGGGGCAGCCGCACGUACCAGUGAGGAGCCGAUGCCACGGGCGCUCGGGAUCGCCGAGGCGGGGGGUUCGGGGUGAGGCACCCCCCGCCGCCCCCGGCGCUCGGCGCGGCCCCGGGCGGCGCCCUGAGGUACCUGAGGCGGGGCGCGGGCGGCGCCUGCCCGCCCCGGGGCUCCCGGAGCGCUGAGGCGGGUUGAGGGGAGCUUCGCCUUCCGCGGCCCCGCUCCAUGGAGGAGGCCAACGGGGGGACCCUCCCCGAGGGCUCGGCGAGGGGUUCCCGCGGCAGCGCGACGGGGAAGAAGGAGGUGAAAGUCGUGAUCGUGGGGGACGGCGGCUGCGGGAAGACGUCGCUGCUGAUGGUGUACGCCAAGGGCGCCUUCCCCGAGCAAUACGCGCCGUCCGUCUUCGAGAAAUACACGACCAGCGUUACGGUGGGCAAAAAGGAGGUCACUCUGAAUUUGUACGAUACCGCAGGGCAGGAGGAUUACGAUCGGCUACGACCGCUUUCUUACCAGAACACAAAUGUUGUGUUAAUUUGUUAUGAUGUCAUGAACCCCACUAGCUAUGAUAAUGUAGCAGCUAAGUGGUAUCCUGAAGUGAAUCACUUCUGCCGAGGUGUCCCCCUCGUACUGAUCGGCUGCAAGACAGACCUUCGGAAAGACAAAGAACAGUUGCGCAAGCUCAGGGCUUCUAAGCAGGAACCCAUUACUUACAACCAGGGUGAAGCAGCUUGUCAGCAGAUUAACGCAGAAGUUUAUCUGGAGUGUUCAGCAAAAUGUCGUGAAAACAUAGAAAAGGUUUUUAAAGAAGCAACAACCAUUGCACUGAAUGCCAUGAAAAAAGCCAAGCGUCAAAAGAAACGGACAGUGUGCUCAGUGUUAUGAUCUGGACUGUAAGAGAGUAUUGACUGCACAAGAGCCAAGUGAUUCAGAUUUUUAAAACAGUGUAACUUGAAAGACCAUCUUUUUUCAUUAUGUUUGUAUUCCUAGAACAAUUUUUAUUUUAAAAAUUUAAUUAUUUUUAAUAUUUUUGCACUUUUUUUGCACUGCUCUCACAAAGUUUUCAAAGCUCUUUAUCAAGGUUAACUGAUGCUGCAUGUCUUUGUCCAUCUGGCUUUUGCUCGUAAAUGUAAACGACCACCAGUCAGGUCUUGGACUUACUAUUUAAAUCGUAUGACUUAGUGGGAUUUUUUCCCUCUGCAAAAUAAUUGGGCAUGUUACAGCUACAAUUUACUCUUUUUCAAGCAGAAAAGCCACAUCUUUUAGAAGAAGUGAUGUUAGAGCCGCUUAACAGGCACCUUUGAAGAGACAGAAAUGAAGUUCUGGCAUAACAUUUUCAAAUUAAUUCACCUGGUGGCAGUGGUAGGAGUUAGCCUCAAGCUGCCCCCAGUGUACAGAUGGUGCACCCACUACUCCCCUUAUACCACUGGGCCAACUUUGCAGAGCUGCACCUUCAGAGGUCUUGCAAGGCCUGCUGCCAUAAUAAAAAGUGUUUUUUAUCAAUGGAAAUACAUCGGUUGCUCCAAUUCAGAAAUGGAAUUAUCAUGGAAAAUAUUUAAUAGACAGCGCUCAAAGUUAAAAGUACUCCAAGCAGCUACUAUGUGUAAUGUAAAGUCAGUUUUACAAUCAACUGAUAUAACCUACUUAACACAUGGUGCGUGCUAGGGGAAGUACUUAACUCAUGUUCCUUAACUAAUGAUAUCAUCUCUACUACUAUAAAUUAAAGUUUUCCCUUUUGUGAUGAAGGUGUCAGUUGCCUGUUUAAGGAUGAGGGAUGCACAACCUAGUACAUGUGCCUCAGAUCUCCUAGUUCUUUCGCACAUCCUCAUGCAGUGAGAUCUCAGAUUUCAGGAGCAAUCACCAAUUUGUAGCUAUCAUAAACCAAACCUGUGAAGAUGAAGGUUUCUGCCAUACAGGCAUUGCCAAAAGCUUUCUGUGUAAGGCAAACUACAGCCCAUCCUAAGGGAGAAUACAUACGACUUGCAUAAUGGUAACAAGACACAAGCUUUUGCCAAAAAGUUCACGUGGUAUGUGCGAGGAGUCUGCUAUUAGGCAGACUUUGCACAUAUUGCCUGGUAACUGUACACCAUACAGAUCUCAUGCAACUUUAUCCUCUGCUGGUUACAUGACCAGCAGAUGAAAAGUUCUAUUUAGGAGUGAACCAUCAUUAUUAUUUUAUAUGCAGGGUAAAGAGAUCUUGAUCAUUGAAAUAAUACUUUUUUUUUUUCUUCUUCUUUUCCCUUUCUUCCCCUCAUAUGUUUUGAUUUAAUUAAGGUUUGUGAAUUCCUGAUCUUAAAAUGGAUUAAAAAAAAAUAGUAAUUACAAGUUUGUGUGCAUCUUUGACUACAGAAAAAUCUCGACGAAUUGUGCAGCCCUUUCUCCACAAGACAUUUGUCAGUAAAAGACACUAAACAACCCAUCACCUUACCCAUUAUGAAACCUAACCAUCAACUCGCAGGAAGUUACCGAUUUACCCUCAGCUCCACACUGUGAAUCUUUCUUGCUUUUUUAAUCUGAGUUUCUCAUGCUGCAGAACUCAAGUUACUCGCCAUGUGCAGAGCUCCCCACCCCUGGAGAACCAGGUCCACUGCUUGGAUCCAGCAGGUUUCAGCAUCGCUCUCAAAAUAAAACAAUUUACAUUUCAUAAAUGGAGAGUUCAAAGGCUUAAAAAAAACCUCACAGGGUGUGCAGUUAACAUAGCAAGAUACAGCCCAGUUAGUAUGAAAGUUGUUCAAAAUAUGUAAAUUGCAAUUUAUUGUUCAUGCCCACAGGACAGCGACGCUGUAAUUUUGCUAGCCUCGCAGCAACAGAACAACUGAUGAAACCAUUUCAAGUCUGUAGUGCAUAUAUAUAUAUAUAUAUAUUUCUUCAUGAGCACGCUUACUGGGAGAAGGGCAUCAUUUUCAGAUCACAGUCUGCCAAAGCAUAUGCCCAAUUUGGGCUUUGUACUAGCUCAAAGGAAGCUUUCACCUUUGGGAAAGACACUGCCUAAAGCAGCUCACAAUACUGCAGCUGGCCUUAGGAGGUACAGAUGUUACAGCACCCAAAACAAGCUUAUUUGAAUAAGUUCAAGCAGCACAAGGAGUUAAGCAGGAUAGCAGUCGGUAUUUGUCCUCUGCCAUCCUCCUGAAUGAGUGUUUACAUUCUCUUAAUUAUUGGUACAAGUGCAGCAUCUAAAGAAAGUAUUUCAUAUUUCUGCUGAGCCUGUCCUCCCCUUUCUGGAAUGGCACUGGGAGCAAAAACCACUGAAAACAGAAACCAAAGUUCAACUCCACUUCUUGCCACUGAUCAAGGUCAUUUUAAGCAAAAAUGGUGUCUCAAAAAAACAACCUGAAGGGCAGUGUAUUAAUUAUUAAAAAGGGGCUGAAGCAGCUGCAUAUUGAAUGGUUUAUUUUAGGUCUUUUCCAGGCCUGGACAGAUAACCUGGUCUCCCUGGAAGAGGGCUAGCAGACUUCCCUGCCAUUUAAAAACUGCUUUCGCUUGUUUUUGUUUUCAAAAGAGGAUUUCUCUUCUUUAAAUAGCUUUUUAGAAGUGUAUAUAGCAGCAGUAUGGUACAAAGAUGGGCUGCUUUUUUGUUUUUUUUUUUUUUUUUUUUCUCUCACAGUACACACAGGUUAGUAUUGCCACUGAAAAUAUGCCUUAAACAAAUGCCUUUAAAAGCAGCAUUUGGUCAGUAUUACUGAUCGACCUGGAGCGUUCAUAAACCUUCGCAAAUCCAAUACCCAGAAUUUAAAUAAUAAAACUGGAAAGUGUUAAAUAUCAUUCCAGAAUUGGAAUAACAGUAGAUCCCACAUUCUCCCAGUGCUGGCACUUUGCUGGGCAGGUGCAUGCUGCUCUAUAUAUAGAAAAAAAAAAAAAAAAAAAAAAAAAAAAGAGGCAAACACAUUUUGUAUUAAAUA